GGUCACAGGUCAGAUUGAUAGAGGACGUCACAAACGGUGAUGAAAGUAUGUUGAUAUCUUGAUUUCGACACGUUUAGAUUCGAUUUUCUUACAAAACAAGGUGGAUUUCUACACAACAAACCAUGUUUAGUAGCUUUUGGGGAGGCCAGGCCGCUACAAAUUCCAAAGAAGAGGAGAAAGUAGGCGAAAAGGGGGACAACAGCGAGACCAAAGAAGAACAACCAGCAGAAGAGAAGUCCUCGCCUGAAAGUGGGUCUGAGACGAAAACUCCAGAAGGCGGAGGAGAACAAGUCGACUACACACAAGCAGCCAAGGCAUGGGGCAGUUUUCUGGUCAGCGUUGCGACCUCCGCCACCAAGACGGCCACCCAGCAGGCCAAGAAGGUCACCAAGUCUGUCCAGCAAACAGCAAAGGACCUGUCAGAAACUUCCAUUCUAGGUGAUUUUCAGAGGGAACAAGAGAAAUUUCUACAGGAGAAACAACAGAUAAGAACAGAAGCUGCCGUGCCCCCCUGGGUUGGUUAUAAUGAGGAGGCAGCCAUGAAGAGUCAGAUCCUGGCCCUGUCACAGGACAAGAGGAACUUCAUGAGGAACCCUCCAGCCGGCGUGCAGUUCCAGUUCGACUAUGAGGCCAUGUUCCCUGUUGCCAUGGCAACACUUCAGGAAGACCCCAACCUCCAGAAGAUGAGGUUUGAGCUGGUCCCCAAACAGAUACAAGAGGAGAACUUCUGGAGGAACUACUUUUACAGGGUGUCUCUGAUCAAACAGUCGACCCAGCUGUCCUCCAUGGCACAGGACAACAGUAAACCCAAGGAGACAGACAACAAGGAGACACCACAGGAGGACAGCAAGAGAGAAAAGACUCCACCACAGAGUAUAGAGGGAGGGACCGGCACCCAGUUUGACCUUGGCUCAGAAGACCUCGGCACGAGCCCGUCUCAGCACGAGUUUGCGAGCGACGCGUUUGAGCACAGCACAGAAGUGAGUGAAGAGGAGAUGCAGAAGGCCAUGGAACAGCUGGGCAUGGACAAGAAGGACGAGACAACAGCUGAUGAAGGAGAACCAAAGAAGGAAGAUGUGCCAGAGUGGGAGAAAGAGCUACAGAAGGAGCUGCAGGAGUAUGAAGUUGUGGACCAGGGGGCCAAUGAACAGUGGGAGAAGGAGAUAGAAGACAUGUUGGGACUGGAAGAGGACAACGAGAAGAACUGAGAACCAACACCCCUUUUGUUACAAUGGUACCAUCCAGAUGUCAGGCAUAUUUAUUGUAGAGAUUGUUGAGGUGUGGGCCAGCCCACUAUGGAAAGAGGGAGUUAUCUAGAAAACAGAUUCAAAGGUGAGACCACACAAAUUAAACAACUUGUUGAAUGAAUCUUCCAACUGUU
Branchiostoma belcheri (Belcher's lancelet) is the source of this 1381-nucleotide messenger RNA. Its product is annotated as synapse-associated protein 1-like. Bases 123 to 1208 code for a protein of 361 amino acids. The transcript is spliced from 11 exons. Gene Ontology annotation, cellular component: cytoplasm; synapse. The record is from RefSeq and is a predicted model, not a curated record. NCBI's taxonomy places the organism in Eukaryota, Metazoa, Chordata, Leptocardii, Amphioxiformes, Branchiostomatidae.